Molecule: messenger RNA, 1473 nt
Organism: Octopus bimaculoides (California two-spot octopus)
Lineage: Eukaryota; Metazoa; Mollusca; Cephalopoda; Octopoda; Octopodidae
Product: DNA primase small subunit
Biological process (GO): DNA replication, synthesis of primer
Source: RefSeq, a predicted model, not a curated record
AUGUAUGUAUGUAUGUCUAUUAGUGCGUGUGCGAACAAAUAUUAUUUUUUUCACGUCUUACCGUAAACGGAACUGCAGUAAUUUGGCGCCAAAUUUCACUUCCAGUGAAUACAACAAACUUAAUAAUGCCUACAUCGAGCACAUACGAUCCUGAGAUUUUACCAAAUUUAUUGCCAACUUAUUACAAACAUCUCUUUCCAUUUAACCCCUAUUGUACAUGGCUUCGAUAUGGUAUCGCCCAGACUAAGCAAAACCAUCAAAGCAAGCAGUUUUGUGGCAGAAGAGAAAGAAUUGGUCUUUGAUAUUGAUAUGACAGAUUACGAUGACGUCAGGAGCUGCUGCUCUGGUGCCCAGAUUUGUAAGAGAUGUUGGCCCCUAAUGAUUAUAGCUAUCAAAAUCCUGGACAAAGCAUUAAGAGAUGAUUUCGGUUUUGACCAUUUGCUGUGGGUCUAUUCUGGGCGCCGAGGUGUUCACUGUUGGGUGUGUGACAGUACAGCACGCAAACUCGGCCCAAGUGGCAGAGCUGCUAUUGCAGAAUAUCUAAGUAUUGUCAAGGGUGGUGAAAACAAUGUGAAGAAAGUAGUUUUGCAGGAGCCAAUCCAUCCAUUCAUUGAGAGAUCAAUUGAAAUUAUUGAAGAAUUCUUUGAAGGUUAUGCCCUUGUUGAUCAGGAUAUUUUGCGCAGUGAAAACAUUAGUAAAAUUAUCGAUUUGAUUCCAGAAAGAAAUAGAAAUGAUAAUCUCCAGAAAAUCCUGUUGUCUGCAAACAAUUCCAUAUCCAGGUGGAAUCUCCUGACAAAAGAACUGGAAAGGCCAGGUGUCCAUGCCGGUCGGGUGUUGAAAGAGAUUAUGCUGCAAUAUUGUUAUCCUCGUCUUGAUGUCAACGUCAGUAGAGGUGUGAACCAUUUGUUAAAGUCACCGUUCAGCGUCCACCCAAAGACAGGUCGAGUUUGUGUCCCAAUAGAUCAAACAGAUGUGGAAAACUUUGAUCCGUUUGCAGUUCCAACCAUCUCCCAACUGAUUGAUGAAAUAAACACAACUUCUGAGAAUGAAGAAAAUUUGAAGAUCAAAGAUUAUAAGAGAACUUCUUUGAAGGAAGGUGUGGAGAUAUUUGAAAAUUUCUUGAAACAACUGAAGAAAACUUGGGAAGGUGCUAUGAUCAAAGAGAGUGAUCUAAGAAUGGAGCUGUAAUGAAAAAGAAAGAAUAUUUGCAAAAGGACUGACAUUUUGACACGUUACAUUUUGGAAUUCUUUUUUUAAGUUUUAUCAUGGCAUUCAAGUUCAAAUCCCACCAGGCUUGACUUUGCCUUUCAUCCUUUUGCGUGUUGAUAAAAUAAAUACUAAUUGAACACUGGGUUCAAUGUAAUCAACAUACCCCUUCCUGCUAAAUUUUCCUGGCCCUAUGCAAAAUUUGAAAUCAUUAUUGUAUAUAUUAUUUAGCAUCUUUCAUGAAAUGAAAUAAAAGUAUUGUAUUUA